AUGUGCGGUGGUCCAGAGCGUUCCAAAUCUACAUCAACUCCAUCCACGGUUGAAACUGAGUCUAGCGCCAAAGACAUGAGUAAUGGAACCCUUAAAGCUGACGAGUCUUUUAGCAGUUUAUUAGAACUUGCUUCCAACAAUGAUGUUGAAGGCUUUAAGCGCUCGAUUGAUCGGGAUGCUUCUUCAAUCAACGAGAUUGCACUGUGGUACACCCGCGGGAAAGGUGCAAAGCACAUCGUUCGCGAGUAUAGAACUCCACUGAUGGUUGCUGCCACUUAUGGUAGUGUUGAUGUUCUGAAGCUUAUACUCUCAUAUUCAGAGGUUGAUGUGAAUCUCUCUUGUGGCCUGCACAAAAGCACCGCCCUUCAUUGUGCUGCUUCUGGUGGAUCCGUUUGUGCUGCCGAUGUUAUUAAGCUGCUUCUAUCUGCUGGUGCUGAUCCAAACUUGAUGGAUGCCAAUGGUCAUUGCCCUGUCGAUGUGCUUGUUGUUCAUCCCAAGCUGCAAAACAUGAGGGUUACACUUGAGGAGCUUCUGUCAAAAGAUGCUUCUGAUGGCUCUGUUGGCGAGCAGAGUUUGCGUCUGUCUAUUAAUUGCUCAAAGUACACCGAUUCUUCAUCGCGUUCUUCUUCCCCAGACAAUGAGCGAUCCCCUUCCGGCUCAAUCUCAUCACCUCUUGCAUCAAAGAUGACUGAUCUGCCUCCUAUCACUACACUGGAGAAAAAAGAGUAUCCAAUUGAUCCGUCCAUCCCCGACAUCAAGAACAGCAUUUAUGCAACAGAUGAGUUCCGCAUGAGAGAAUGCUCGCAGGAGAGAUCCAAGGAAGUUCCACUACAGCUGCGUUCCCUGUCCUGA
Messenger RNA from Morus notabilis, 852 nucleotides. RefSeq names its product zinc finger CCCH domain-containing protein 30. Lineage: Eukaryota; Viridiplantae; Streptophyta; Magnoliopsida; Rosales; Moraceae. The record is from RefSeq and is a predicted model, not a curated record. Gene Ontology annotation, molecular function: protein binding. Bases 1 to 852 code for a protein of 283 amino acids. The transcript has 2 exons.